AGAUAGUCAGUUACCAUGGAGCAGCAGGUGGAGAGGUUACGGGUGAGAUUGGUGCCCGCCGGAACGGCGGAGGAACGUGCCAGGAAUAUUAUUGCCAAUGUGGUCCUGGAGGAUGGUCUGGUGCCCUUCAUCGAUGAUCACGCGCCGGAGAAGGUGACCCUGAUCCCCCAGCAGUCAGCUGCUCCACUUUCCUCCGCCCACCAGGAACCACCCAUCCGAUACUACUCUGUUGGACCCUCCACCUACAAGCUGUUGUGUCCACUCUGCCGCGAGAGGAGCCAGGCGGCUGUGAUGAGAGCAGCCAGCUGCAAGGACGCCAGUUUCUGCCUCAGCCUGCUUUCCUGCAUCUUUCCGCUCUUCUGGAUCUGCUGCGUGUGCACCUGGUGCGGGUGCAAUCGGGAGUGGACAACCAAGGGCGUUUACUGCAGCUCGUGUGGCGGCAAAGUGGGGAUCCAGCGCAAGGCCAAGUAGCCCAUUCCGCGGACCAAUUAAAUCGAAAUUAAUGCCAAAUAUUUAUCUGUUCUAUAAUUCUAUUACGCGUCUAACUCAAUUAAAGACACAGUGUAAAUCAA
Drosophila sechellia is the source of this 572-nucleotide messenger RNA. RefSeq lists its product as uncharacterized. The transcript has 2 exons. The coding region runs from base 16 to 471 and encodes 151 amino acids. The record is from RefSeq and is a predicted model, not a curated record. NCBI's taxonomy places the organism in Eukaryota, Metazoa, Arthropoda, Insecta, Diptera, Drosophilidae.